CUGAUGUAUGUAGUCGCGUGGCGUGUUUCUAAACUUCUUGUGCUUUGUUGAAGUGCAUUUAAGCGUUUAAACUUUUGUAUUGUGGGCAAAAUGGAAAUCACAAACAAUCAUCUGUCGCUGACAUUAUUCUUUUUUUGAAAAACAACAAAUUGGAUGAAAUUGUCGAAGAUUUUAAAGCUAAUCAAGUCGACGCGGAGGAUUUUUCAAUUUAGAACCACAUGAUAUUUAUCAGAUGAUUCCUCGAAUAAAAAUUCACAAGAAGUUUAUGAAGGAACGAUGGAAUAAAACUUCGCAAGACAUGAAGGAACGAUGGGAAUUUGCACAAAUAUAAAAUGCUGUCUGCUAUUAAAAAAGACAAAGCAAAAGAAUGUCAGCAGUAUCCUUGAAGAGCUGGAGGAUUGUCCAGUUGAAGAUGAGAAAGAGGUCAAGAACCGGUGUAUAAUGGCAUGUUUGCCUUAUGUGUUAGAUGACCAAUGCACCCAUCGAGAUAUGAACAAAAAGCUAUUUUGGGACAUUGUUGAUGGUAAAAGCUUGGGGGAAGUUCAAGAGAUCAUUAACAAAAGUUCAACUCCUAGACUCCUAUCAACAGGAACAUUAAGAAACAUUCAUUCAAUAAUGUUGGUGGCUGAGGGGAUGAUUGUGGCAAAGCUGAAAAUGAAAAUAAUGUCAAGGCAGUUAUUAUUUUACUUAGUUCUUUUUAUACUUUUAAUGCUGAGUAUCCUAAAGGCGUUAAUGGACAUUGCAAAAAUGUAUUUAUUCUUUUAG
This is a messenger RNA of Xenia sp. Carnegie-2017, 765 nucleotides long. RefSeq lists its product as uncharacterized. The transcript has 4 exons. Bases 310 to 765 code for a protein of 151 amino acids. The record is from RefSeq and is a predicted model, not a curated record. Lineage: Eukaryota; Metazoa; Cnidaria; Anthozoa; Malacalcyonacea; Xeniidae.